AUGGAGCCAUCAAAAGGUCCUAAGAAGUCUUCCUUGUCGUUUUCAAAUUUAUUUAAACUAAGCCUUUUUAAUACUAUAUUUGCAAAAGAUGAACCGGAUUCCGGAUUUCCGGUGCAAGUAGAAGCGAGUGCACCACCUACACCGAAAACAGAAUGUGAUUGUAAAGUAACCGAACCUCCAAAAGGAAAAUGCACUGUUGGCGAUCGAGGAAAGACAGGAGCCGGAGUGACAGGCUCUCGUGCUGGACGAGUAUGUGAAAAGAAAUCAGAUGACCUGCCGGAGGGAGCAAAUAAUCCGGGUCUUUUACGGUACAUACACAACGCAGCCCGGUACCGACUACCUCAAUGUUUUGAAGGUGGUUGUGUAUCUGUAAAACAAAGUGCGAAAAACAAUUGGAUAUUUGGCCAUUCUCUAUCAUUCAGCUCAGUGUCGCCAGGCGGGUAUAAGUUAUUAAUAUCUUACGCAGACAAAACUAAGCAUACAGCGAUGCCCUACUUUGUGAUGGAAGCAGCGCCUGGUGGCCAGAUGAGCUGCGAGAUGCGCGUAGGCCCCACUCGAGGUACUCGGGCUACGGUGGUAGCUCAAAUAGCGGAUGCAGAUUUUUAUAGUUUCGAAAGCAUUUUAGAUGUGUAUUUUAACACAUUUACUGCGUCUAUUAUAGCUGUAAAUCGGGAUUUUAUUGCAGUACAUUAUUUGCAGGCCUUAACGGAAAAACUGUCACUUGGAGCAGAAAUAGUAGCUAGAGGACAUGUCGCCGAACUCAGUUCGGCAUCGGGCGCGGCCCGGUGGGUCAAUAGUGAUCAUUCCCUGAGCGCCACACUUGGUAACAGAGGACUUGAUUUGUGCUAUGCGAAAGUCAUCAGGCCUUACCUAACGGUGGCAGCCAUGCUUGAGGUGGGAUUCGCUAUCCGGCGGGCGGUAGCGACUCUGGCUUAUGAGUGGCAUACUGACGAAUGGACAGCGAGAGGUUCAGUAGACUCUGACGGUCUGGUGGGAGCGACGUUGCAGCGUGCUCUGGGAGGGAAGAACACGAACCUUGCCUGUGCCAUCUCGGCACUCCUCAAUCACCCUAACGAUAAGUUCAGACUCGGGUUUGGAGUUACUGCCUCUAUUCUAUAG
Arctia plantaginis is the source of this 1119-nucleotide messenger RNA. The record is from the annotation of a GenBank genome assembly. NCBI's taxonomy places the organism in Eukaryota, Metazoa, Arthropoda, Insecta, Lepidoptera, Erebidae.